Messenger RNA from Raphanus sativus (radish), 1987 nucleotides. Its product is annotated as serine/threonine-protein kinase D6PK. The record is from RefSeq and is a predicted model, not a curated record. Gene Ontology annotation, biological process: protein phosphorylation. Gene Ontology annotation, cellular component: nucleus; plasma membrane; cytoplasm. Lineage: Eukaryota; Viridiplantae; Streptophyta; Magnoliopsida; Brassicales; Brassicaceae. The transcript has 3 exons. Bases 329 to 1849 code for a protein of 506 amino acids. Gene Ontology annotation, molecular function: protein serine/threonine kinase activity; ATP binding.
UUUUCUUUGACCAAACUCUCUUCUCUUCUCUUCUCUUCUUCUCUUUCACAGAACUCUCUUCUAUCUAUCUAUCCCUGUUUCCAUGGAAGCAAGGAGAUGUGUUCAUUUCUCCCUAUCUUUCUCUUCAGCGUUACAUGAACACUGAUUGCUCUCUCUCCUGCUUUAUUCUUCUGGAGAAAAAGGGUUUCUCGUGAUCUCUAAUCGCUCAAAAAUCAUAACUUUCAGGUCACGCUUUGAUGGAAGUCUGUGGCAAUAUUUGAUUUAUACUAGAGUCAAGAAACGUUACUCAAAUCAAGAAUUAGUUUUUUUUCCUUUAAAAAGUUAAUCCAUGGCCUCAAAAACUCCAGAAGGAUCACUUACCAGUUCCUGUAAAAGUAUGUCAGUUAGUACUUUAGCAGAUCAAGUCUCUUCAAGCUUGUCUUUAGCCGAUCCAAGCACUGACAACAGCAAAACCGGUAAUAACAACAACAACAACAAGACCAGCGAGGACCAAGGAGAGAGCGGGAAGAGCAGCACGUGUAGACCGAGCACGAGCAGUGAUAUAAGCGACGAGAGCACUUGCAGCAGCUUCAGUAGCAGCAUCAACAAACCUCACAAGGCCAACGAUGUGAGAUGGGAAGCUAUUCAAGCCGUUAGAACCAAACACGGCGGUUUGGGUUUGAACCAUUUUAGGCUCUUGAAGAGGUUGGGAUGUGGUGAUAUCGGAACCGUUCAUCUCGCUGAGUUGAACGGGACGAGGUGUUACUUCGCCAUGAAGGUCAUGGACAAAACGGCUCUGGCUAGCAGGAAAAAGCUUCUUAGAGCUCAGACCGAGAGGGAGAUACUGCAGUGUCUUGAUCACCCGUUUCUUCCUACACUGUACAGUCAUUUUGAAACGGAGAAGUUCUCUUGUUUGGUUAUGGAGUUUUGCCCUGGUGGUGACUUGCAUACGCUGAGACAGAGACAACCUGGGAAACGCUUCACCGAGCAAGCUGCAAAGUUCUAUGUAGCGGAGGUGCUUCUUGCAAUGGAGUAUCUACACAUGCUGGGGAUCAUUUACCGUGAUCUGAAGCCUGAGAAUGUUCUUGUGAGAGAAGAUGGACACGUGAUGCUUUCGGAUUUUGAUCUCUCCUUGAGAUGUACCGUUAGCCUCUCUAUAGUUAGAUCAACCAAUCCUGGAUCCGAAGGUUUGUCAAAGAACUCAGUUUCUUGCUCUCAACAACCCGCUUGCAUCCAGCAGCCAUCCUGCAUCUCAAUGGCUCCAACGUCUUGCUUCGGUCCUCGGUUCUUCUCAUCCAAGUCUAAGAAGGACAAGAAGGCAAAGACAGAUAACGGAAACCACCAAGUAACUCCCUUACCAGAGCUCGUUGCAGAGCCGACAAGCGCACGUUCCAUGUCAUUUGUGGGGACGCACGAGUACUUAGCUCCAGAGAUCAUCAAAGGCGAAGGGCAUGGAAGCGCUGUUGACUGGUGGACUUUUGGGAUCUUUCUUUACGAGUUGUUGUUUGGUAAAACACCGUUUAAAGGCUCAGGGAAUAGAGCAACGCUGUUCAAUGUCGUUGGUCAGCCGCUGAGGUUCCCUGAGUCUCCGGUUGUUAGCUUUGCGGCUAGAGAUUUGAUAAGGAGUUUGCUUGUGAAGGAGCCACAGCAUAGGUUAGCUUACAAGCGUGGAGCAACGGAGAUGAAGCAACAUCCUUUCUUUGAAGGAGUGAAUUGGGCUCUGGUUCGGUGUGCCACUCCACCUGAGGUUCCUAAACCGGUUGAUCUUGAACCGCCGGUGAAACAUACUCCUGCUACACCAACGGCUUCUGCUGCAUCUACAAGCGUGAGAUCUGACCAGAGCAAUUAUCUUGAGUUUGAUUUCUUCUGAACUAUUUGGAUCAUAUUCUCUUAUUGUUUCUUGUUUUUAGUUUAUUUGAAACAUGUGUUCUUUCUUUGUCUUUUUUCUUUUCUGGACAAGCUCUGAGAUUUGUAUCAUUCUUCAAAUAUCUGAGACAGUUUCUGUACC